UCCGAAGCAAGGGAUAGGAGGCGAUGACUAGGAAGUACCGUACACAAUGUCCACGGUAAGAAGUCUUGAGUGUAGAUUGUCUAGAAGUAGCCCCCAGGAAUGUGGCGGUGCACGAUUUCGAACGGGCAAUGUUCUAGAGCAAGUGGUGCCAUUUGCUCGGUCCAUGAAGUGAUGCUAUUCUGCUUACACCAGGCAUUACCAUUCUCAACGUUGAACAUGCCCAUCUACUUCAAUCAUAGCUCGUUCAUGUCAGGCGAUAGGUCGCUUUGCCUAUCCAUGGAUGGCCAUGCUGCAGGGUUACAUGCAGUAAGAACGUGGAUAUCCCCAUGCAAACCGGAUUUGUCAAGGGCUUUGCCUCUGGAAUGGCGUCAUGGUUGGUGGUUGAAGAUGGGAUGGACCAAAAUUUGUCUACGGUUUGGGAUGCGGUCGGUGGCCGGACUACCGCUUUGGGUACCCCGACAAGCGCUGGAGCCGCUGAUUGGCACGACAACCCAACGUCCCUAUCAAAGGCAUUCGAUGGCUUGGGCACUGGAAAUCUCACGGGGUAAUGCCGACGAUGAUG
This is a messenger RNA of Aspergillus neoniger CBS 115656, 562 nucleotides long. RefSeq lists its product as uncharacterized. The transcript has a single exon. The record is from RefSeq and is a predicted model, not a curated record. NCBI's taxonomy places the organism in Eukaryota, Fungi, Ascomycota, Eurotiomycetes, Eurotiales, Aspergillaceae. The coding region runs from base 327 to 548 and encodes 73 amino acids.